UUAUUUUAUUCGUCAUAAAUUCGCUGCCAUUUUUCACUGUAGUUUUGCCGGGAAGGAACAUGUCUUUGGGUGGAAUAAUGUCACCUUCAAACACAAGCAACUCUCUUCGUGGUUUUCCUUCUUGUCAAAAUUGCACAUCGACUCCCUCUUCAGAGUCCCGGCCUCUUCAUCCCAUCCUGCCUACCAGCGACGUUACUGAUACCCUCUUCGUCCAUCCUUACCGACAGGAAGAACUCAGACAUUACCAGCAAAGUUCACUGGACUCAAACGACUAUCCUGGCAACAUUUGGCUGCCUCGAGCAUCGCAGGACGAGACUGCGUUACAACUUGACAGCGAGCAAACCAGUCGCAAUGAGAACACGCAACCGUCGCUGGUCAUUUCCAGCUGCAUUUCAAGGGAGGGAUCACCUGUUUUUUCUUGCCCAAGUCCCAUCACCGCGCCUUCCUUACCAACACCGUCUCCGACUCGAUAUCUAUCAGUUUCGCCUUCAGCUACAUCGCUCAGUAGUUCACGGCAGAGCAUUUUUUUACCGACUGGUGUAGUACGAUCUGCUUCAGCGUACACGUACCCUACUCUACAUCUCCCAAUCCCGCCGCGAUCUCCUGGAUUAUCGCCAGUAACCAGAGUAUCUUUUUCCACGGACCCUGGCAGCAGCUUCGGAUCUUCUGUAUCCACGCCAUACGGCGGUUCACAAGCGGCAGACGAAGUUGGCAGUGCUUUUACAUCCAGCGAGGUGCGCGUGGAUCUCACGAACCAAAACGCCCACUACGGAGAACCCUUUCUUCGGCAGACGGGAGCUUCAGGAGAACCCUUUCUUCGGCAGGCGGGAGCUUCAGGCGAACCCUAUCGACUGCAGGCGGGAGCUUCAGGCCUUCUGGUCUCACUGACCAGCUUGACCCAGGUGCCCGCACCACCGGUGUACUCGCCGCCGCCAUCUUACGAUCAGCUGUGUGAUCCUAACGCCCUCCCGACGUACGACGAGGCGACACGUCACAGCUCAGGGGGGAAGAGACGAGGGGGCGACGUGUUCACCCUGCCCCCCGUACCCCCGGGGGCUUCGCCCCCUCCUCACCCCGACACACACGCCCCCCUUGCACCCAUCACACCGAGUCAACUUAUACAGCUGGACGGCGACGAGACGAGAGGAAGAGACCGGUUGGCGUCACUUGUCGAAGACUUGGCGAACUCUGAGGGCGGCUACUCCACCAUCCUGGACGCCAUCCCACACGAGCCUGCCCUCCACACUGCCCCUCCCGUCCCCGUCAGGUUCGUGGCGAGAUGUUCGCUGGAGAGACUCAGGCCUCCUGAGGUGCGGCUGCCGUGUCUGCUCACGUCAGCGUGCAACAAGGAGCUUGUUAGGCAGGAACUCAACCGACGUUGGCCUUUCAUCGUGAGUGCCCAAGAAGACGACCGAUGCCCAGGCCUUAUUUUGGUUGAAUGUUCGUCGAACCUGACGAUAGCGCGACUUCCAGACGCAGAAUAUCGUCUCAAUUCACCGCUGGAGACCAUCGAUUCCAGUCAAUACAGAGACAUGGCUACUAGAAUCAAUGUUGACGGAAGAAGUCCGUCACGAGAUGGCAGGUUUAUUUUCCCAAGUGUUAACGAAAUGCAUUUAGGGGAAGAAAGAAGAUUUUCAACCGGCACUCGACGAUCGUCAAACGAGCGGCCCGGAUCACAGUCGUCUGAGCGAAGGUCCUCUACCGGCGGUCCGCUUGUUUUGGACGUUAGCAGAAGAACAUCGGUGGAUGGCAGACGAUUCUCAGAAGAGAGGACGAAUGCCGAUGAGCUUGGAAGCGUUAAUUCUCCGCUUUUGUUGGAACACACGAGAGCUCACAAUGCCGACCCUACUGCACACAGUCUAUGGAGAUUUCGAUUGAGAAGUAAUUCGAGUGAACAGGAUGCGUCAAGUGAAGGGAUCCCUCAUCUUCAACGCGACAUAAGCGAUGUCACCACAGCAGAUUCCAUCAAUUGCGAAACUGAAGAUUAUUUUAGAUCUUCAACUGCCAGAACAGCAACGACCAGCGUAACGUGGCAGGAUGAAUGCAAUAACCGAAUGAACUUAUCCUCUCUUCUGACAUACCACGACAAUCUUCAUCGCAGCUCCCUCGAUGAAUCUUUUGCAGAAGAUCCAGCUCAACCCGGUGCCUUCAGCUUCUCUUCAGCCAGUUUCAGAAAUCAAAGACCAAGUCUGGCGAUGACACAUUUUAACAGUAAUGCUUCAAGCAGAAGAAACAUAAAUGUUGAUGCAAGCGAUGAAACAAUCCAAAAUAGCCCUGACAUAACAUCUUUAAGCAACGCUGUACCGACGACAGACAACGCAGUCGACAACAAUCUCGGCACGAUCUCGACUGAAAAUCUAACUACUUACCACAACGUACCAAGUUCCUCAGGUCCAUCGAACUGUGUUAGGCCACAAAACCCUGCAGUAUCCAGAGGUUCUGCCAAUCGUCCCAUAAUUACUUGCUCACGCAGCAACCCUUUCGCUCACCUCUCUACCACCAUCAUGGGAUCAGUACCUAGUGGGGUAAUAGCUGGCGGACUUGCAGGGAGUCUUGCAGGCCUUGGAGUUCUCGACACUUCAGACUUGAACAACCACGUGCUCUUUUACCUGUGCGGUCGAUGCGUGUCUUUCGAUUCUUUCGAUGCAGAUUCAGUGAAGGUUCAUCUCGACCUAGAGUGUCCAGGCAUGCGUGGAAAGUGGGCACGAACGUCUGAACUUUACUUAGCGCUGCGAGCUGCAUUUCUCGUGGCUUUGGUGCUUAUCGCGUUUCCAUAUUUCAUAAUUAACAGCAUUUAAAAGAUCACAUUUCAGACUAGUAUUGUGGUUUGAUUAAUAUAUUAAGUUUUCGGAGGGACUUCGUCUAUCAAAAAUGUUAUGGCUAACUUUGAAAAUAUUUGAUGACUCGUUUCGAACAUUUUGUGACAAACAUUGACUGAUCGUUCUUACUUGAAACGCAAAAAUUAAAAAAAAUGUAUUCACGUUUGUAUUAAUAACGUUUCCAAAGAAAUUUUUGAAUCAUUAGCCUGAAGUUGUCUGUGAUAAUUCAAGUACUAAUGAAAAUAUUUCAAAAAGUCAGGGUUUCACACUGCGUCGUUUCAAUUUUCAAUCCCUUUCACUCCUUUCGACAAGCCAAACGUAAAUUUGUCAAAUAUAUGCCAAAAAUUAACUUUUGUACAAUGCAUGUGUGACCGGAGUGACUGAGUGAAACAUUCUAGAGCUUCCUUGAUAAAAUUGCGUGGUGCAUUUCUAUGUGCUGUUUCUACGUGACUCUGUAUCAAAUGACAAAUAUCAAAUCCUUUUGGAUUGCUAUC
Hyalella azteca is the source of this 3313-nucleotide messenger RNA. RefSeq lists its product as uncharacterized. Bases 60 to 2798 code for a protein of 912 amino acids. The record is from RefSeq and is a predicted model, not a curated record. The transcript has 6 exons. NCBI's taxonomy places the organism in Eukaryota, Metazoa, Arthropoda, Malacostraca, Amphipoda, Hyalellidae.